Herpailurus yagouaroundi (jaguarundi) is the source of this 2652-nucleotide messenger RNA. It is a transcript of the gene ZBTB22, whose product is annotated as zinc finger and BTB domain containing 22. Gene Ontology annotation, molecular function: DNA-binding transcription factor activity, RNA polymerase II-specific; RNA polymerase II cis-regulatory region sequence-specific DNA binding; protein binding. Gene Ontology annotation, biological process: regulation of transcription by RNA polymerase II. Lineage: Eukaryota; Metazoa; Chordata; Mammalia; Carnivora; Felidae. The record is from RefSeq and is a predicted model, not a curated record. The transcript has 2 exons. The coding region runs from base 159 to 2069 and encodes 636 amino acids.
GAGUCGGCGCAAGAUGGCGGCGGGAGGGGCCCAGGCUGCGGCUCUGGCCGCCGAGUGAGGGGCGGGGGGGCCCGGGGGCGCGCGGCCCGAGACCCCCCCGGCCGCCCUCCUCCUUCCCUUGUUCCUGUGGCUGGGGGGGUACCCCCUCCCUCCACGCCAUGGAGCCAUCUCCUCUCUCUCCCAGUGGGGCAGCACUCCCCCUGCCUCUGUCACUGGCCCCACCCCCACUGCCCCUGCCUGCAGCUGCAGUGGUCCACGUGUCCUUCCCUGAGGUGACCAGUGCCCUUCUGGAGUCCCUCAAUCAGCAGCGGCUACAGGGCCAGCUCUGCGAUGUGUCCAUCCGAGUGCAGGGCCGGGAGUUCAGGGCUCAUCGUGCUGUCCUGGCUGCCUCCUCCCCUUACUUCCACGACCAGGUUUUACUCAAGGGCAUGACCUCCAUCUCUCUGCCCAGCGUCAUGGACCCGGGCGCCUUCGAGACUGUCUUGGCUUCCGCUUACACUGGUCGCCUCAGCAUGGCUGCUGCUGACAUUGUCAACUUCCUCACAGUGGGGUCGGUGCUCCAAAUGUGGCACAUCGUGGAUAAGUGCACUGAACUCCUCCGCGAAGGCCGGGCCUCAGCCACCACCACCACCAUCACCACUGCUGCUGCCACUUCUGCCACUGUCCCUGGUGCUGGGGUCCCAUCGGGGAGUGGGGCCACUGUGGCCCCUGCCACCAUGGGCUCUGUGCGCUCCCAUGCCUCCAGCCGAGCCAGUGAGAAUCAGUCCCCCAGCAGCAGCAACUACUUCAGCCCCCGAGAGUCCACUGAUUUCUCAUCUUCUUCCCAAGAGGCAUUUGCAGCUUCUGCAGUGGGCAGUGGGGAACGUCGAGGAGGUGGCCCUGUAUUCCCAGCCCCUGUGGUUGGCAGUGGCGGAGCUACCUCUGGGAAGCUGCUGCUGGAGGCAGAUGAGCUCUGCGAUGAUGGGGAUGGGAGAGGUGCUGUGGUCCCUGGGGGUGGGCUCCGGCGGCCCACCUAUGCACCCCCUAGCAUCAUGCCACAGAAACACUGGGUAUAUGUGAAGCGGGGUGGAAACAGCCCAGCACCGGCACCCCUCGUUCCCCAAGACCCAGAUCUGGAAGAGGAUGAGGAGGAAGAAGACCUGGUGUUGACCUGUGAGGAUGAUGAAGAUGAAGAGCUCGGGGGUGGCUCCAGGGUUCCUGAGGCUGGAGGACCAGAGGCUACCCUUAGCAUAAGUGAUGUCCGGACCCUGACUGAGCCUCCGGACAAGGGAGAGGAGCAGGUCAAUUUCUGUGAGUCCUCCAAUGACUUUGGCUCCUAUGAGGGUGGGGGUCCUGGGGCGGGGCUUGAUGAUUCCGGGGGGCCAACCCCUUCCUCCUAUGCCCCCUCCCACCCUCCGAGGCCCCUGCUUCCCUUGGACAUGCAGGGCAACCAGAUCCUGGUCUUCCCAUCGUCUUCAUCCUCCUCCUCCUCCUCCUCCUCCUCACAGGCCCCAGGCCAGCCACCAGGGAACCAAGCUGAACACGGGGCGGUGACCCUGGGGGGCACCUCAGCAGGGAGCCUGGGCAUGCCGGGUGGUGCUGGGGGGACCCCUGGAGGGGCAGGCAGUGGGGAUGGGAAUAAGAUCUUUUUGUGCCACUGUGGGAAGGCCUUCUCCCACAAGAGCAUGCGAGAUCGGCAUGUGAACAUGCACCUCAACCUGCGGCCCUUUGACUGCCCCGUGUGCAACAAAAAGUUUAAGAUGAAGCACCACCUGACCGAGCACAUGAAGACACACACAGGUCUGAAACCCUACGAGUGUGGCGUCUGCGCCAAGAAGUUCAUGUGGCGAGACAGCUUCAUGCGCCACCGGGGACACUGUGAGCGCCGGCACCGCCUGGGCGGGGGCGGACCCGGACCCGGAGGGCCCGCUGGGCCAGCCCUGCCGCCCAAGAGAGAGUCUCCUGGAGUGGGUGGGGGCAGCGGCGACGAGGCGAGUGGGGCCACGCCCCAGUCCAGCCGAAGGGUCUGGUCCCCACCCAGUGUCCACAAGGUGGAGAUGGGCUUUGGUGGAGGAGGAGGAACAAACUGAAGGGGGGGCUCCUGGAGGCAGCUUUCGGGGAAGAGGAAACCGGGAGCACCAGCCAGGGGCGCUGUGGCCCUCAGGUGAUCUCCCACCACGCUUACUGUCUUCCUUAUCUCUACCGGACUUGUAUAUAUUUUGGAGGGGGAACAAUGUUGCACCAUCGGCCACCCCAUUCCAUCCCUCAGCCCCUCUCCCACAAAGUAUCCCUGGAACUAAGUCCUUCCUUUCCCUCAGCUCCAGACUGGGGCGCAUAUGGUGGUGGGGGGAGGGAAAGGGGCUAUGGAGCAUCCUGGAGUCACAGGGUCAAGGGUCAGGUGGUUGUAGUCUGUACCUGAAGUCUGUGUUUGUGUUGUUGUGGGGACCAGGUUUUGAGCCCCACCCUUGUCCUAGAACCUACCCCACCCCGCUAAGGACGUGCCCUUUAUUUCCACCCUAAUCCCUUCUAUCUCUCCUUGGGGGACCUCCAACUGGAUUCUCAUUGAGGAGGGAGUGAAGACAAGGAGGGAAUAUAAAUCGUAAGAAUACAAGGUUUUUAUUUUAAAUCUUAUUUUUUUUAAAAUGGUGAUUAAAAUAUUUAUUGGUCAUUUCA